Molecule: messenger RNA, 894 nt
Organism: Drosophila sulfurigaster albostrigata
Lineage: Eukaryota; Metazoa; Arthropoda; Insecta; Diptera; Drosophilidae
Exons: 1
Coding region: 41-868 (275 amino acids)
Source: RefSeq, a predicted model, not a curated record
GAAGUUGUCGCCGUCAGUUUGCGCAUAUUUUUACUCGAAGAUGGUUGGACUGUGGUUGCUGUUGUUAACUGCGCUGUUGGCCAAAUCGUUGGCUGUUGACUUUGACUAUAAACUGCCCAGAGCCGUGCUCGAACGUUUGAAUAGUUCCAGCGCCCAAUUUGAUGCUUGGACUCGGGAACUGAGUGCGAGUCUCAGUGCGGAGCAUCAGCGGCGCGUGGCUUGGAAUGUGCCAUUCAUUGGGACACCUCGAAGUCAACUCGAAUUGCGUCGACUGCAGCAGAAACUUAAUCCCAGCAAUCCUCUAAAGCUGCGCCUGUGGAUCAGCUACUAUUGGCAGCUGCGACGGUCUCAGCUGCUGAACAGUGACAACAUGUUGCUAACGCACUUUGUGCUGACACUGAGGCAAUUGCUCCUAGGGGAUUCGACGCAACUGGAGAACAGUCAGUUGCAGAAUAUGUUGCAGAGCUUGCCGCCCUUUCUAGCCACAUUGGUGAGAAGUCGUUGGCUGUGCCUGAAGCACAUAGGGCAACAGUUGUUCCUGCAGCCAGGAGAUGCAUUGCAGCUGGGAGUCAGCAGCAACUGCAGUAUGUGGCAAGUGCAACAACACGCGGAGCACUGGCUGCGUCUGCAGAAUGCUUGCGAGCAACACUCGAUGUGGUUCAUCAACAUGCUGCACACACACCUACAGAGCAGGACUUACAUGUUGCUGACGUCAGCCAGCGACAAUGCGAGUCGAUUUUGCGUGGGACAACAAGGAGUUGGUUACUUGGAGCAUGCGGAUGGCUGGCAAAAGGAUUGCCAAUGGCGGCUCAAUGAUUGCACUCAGUUGCCGCAGUUCCUCAACAUAGUAGAUAAUGGAUUUGCCUAGAAAUAUAUAUGGAAGAGAGCUGUGAA